Molecule: messenger RNA, 528 nt
Organism: Aureobasidium uvarum
Lineage: Eukaryota; Fungi; Ascomycota; Dothideomycetes; Dothideales; Saccotheciaceae
Source: the annotation of a GenBank genome assembly
AUGGCAGCCUCAGAAACGCAAAAGCCCGUCUCGGUCCUUUUUGUNCGCUCACCAAUGGCUGAAGGAGUCUUCCGCAACAUCACAAACCACACACGGCCCAACGCACACCCAAUGAUCUCGUCCAUCGACUCUUGCGGCACAGGCGCAUACCACGCCGGCGAACCCCCAGACCCACGAACCAUCUCCGUCCUCAACGCCCAUAAGAUAACCUCGUCCUUCUACACACACCAAGCGCGCAAAUUCCGCAACUCGGACUUCAAAGAGUUUGACUACAUCUUCGCAAUGGACAGGGAUAAUGAGGACAAUCUUCUGAAUGCGAGGAAGAGAAUGAUCAAGAAGGGAGAGUUGACCGAGGACGAGGCGGGCAAGGUCAUGCUGUUUGGUGUUUGGGGUGGUAAGGGCAAGGAAGAGGUCGACGAUCCCUAUUAUGGUGGUGCACGAGGAUUCGACAUAGCCUAUGAGCAGGUCGAGAGGUUCUCGAAUGGCUUUGUCAAGAUGUUGGAGGAGCGUGGCUCGGGGAAGAACUAA